CAUAUCUACAUAUCUCCGCUUAUUAUUCCUGUCCCUUCAAGUCUAAAAAAAAUGGAGACACACUCACAAGAAGUACGAGAAAUAAAGGAAACACUGGCGUAUAUAGAGAAUGGGACCACCGUAAGAGUUAGUGUAAUACUGAAGAGAUUUCUCAGUUCUCAAAUCAAACUCAGCAGUCAAGCUUCGGAAGGACACGACAAUCCUUGGGACUCUAAUGUCUUCGACCCUCAAGUAGAUGAGGAGACCACAAAUAUGAACAACAUUCUUGGGACUGGCGAAAGCGACCCCAAUAACCAUAAUGACCAAAAAACAGCAGAACGAAAUACUUCUUGGGGUUCAGGCCUCAUGGGACCGCAAACACUCAGCAUGAAGAACGACAACGCCAGAGAAGGCAAAUCGGUAUUGCCAAUGGACCAGAUCCAAUACGAAGAAACUAAACCGAUAAUUAAGUCUAUGAACAGUAUCCAGGAAGGGACUAAGAUAUUACGACGGUGUGUCAUUGAAAUUUGUCAAGAAAGAGGCACGUUAGACUUGCUGUCAAUGCAGACCUCUGAAGGGUCUUGGCCAUGGAAAGAAGAACUGUUCUCGUGUAUGGGUCUCAUCCCUACGAUGGUUGCAGCUACAAUGGAGGUCCAAGAUACAGAAUCACUCUCGGCGAUAGUUGCUGCAACCGUAGUAGUGAUAAGAUACUCUGAAUAUUUCACAGGAGAAGAUGGCAAUCUAUGGGACGCUUACACGAGUCGAGCGUCCAGCUGGUUGGCAGAACAAACAGAGCCAAGCCAACUUGCAGGCCUCUUGAACCAAGCUGGUGAUCUGUUUUAAAGAUUGUAUAAUAAAAUAAAAUGGUCAAAGCAAGCAGGCAAUCCCAUACUUCCUGGC
Messenger RNA from Lobosporangium transversale, 879 nucleotides. RefSeq lists its product as hypothetical. The transcript has a single exon. Bases 52 to 822 code for a protein of 256 amino acids. NCBI's taxonomy places the organism in Eukaryota, Fungi, Mortierellomycota, Mortierellomycetes, Mortierellales, Mortierellaceae. The record is from RefSeq and is a predicted model, not a curated record.